AUGUGUCUGACUUCUACCACCUCCACUCGCAUCAUAUAUAACAACGAUGGCAGUGGUUUCGACAGCCGUAACGCACCGGACUCAUUUCAACUCUCAAAGGCGCACGCAAUGGGCGAGCUAAACGCAGCACAGUUUUUGGCGCAAGUAGCCCAGGCCACAAAUGGCGAUAUUUAUUACACUACGGAUUUCAAAGCUGCUCAGUCAGGCGUUUCAGUAGCCCUGCAAGACUUACAGGCUAAGUAUGACCACAGCACGGGAACUGUAACGCAGUUGGUGAAUAGUACAGAUCCAUUCGCCACAGUGGUGGAAAACAGCAGUGGAAACACCGUGACCAACGUUUUCACCGAUGAAACGACGCUGGUCCGUGGUCUACCCCAUCUGUACUCUUUGCAGCGUUUGCCCGUGGUGGUAACCGUGGAAUUGCGUUCUCAUGAGUACGCAACCAUACCUUUGGUUAAAGAUUUGGCACAUGCAACACUUGUGUCUACUUCGAGUGCAGUGGUGGCUAGACACGCCGUAGCUGCGGUGCAGAGCGCUACAGCUAAGCAACAAGCUGUAUUCCACUUUGUGGAGUCUCAGGCGUUGUCGGGAUCAGUUGAAGCCAUUGCUGCAUCCGCUGAAGUAGACAACGAAAAAGAUGCAGUUGAAGAGUUGCCUAGAUUUGCAUACCAUAGCUCUGCCAGGAAGCCAUCGGUCUUGAUUGUCAACCUCUCUCCAUACGCACAGGCGUUCGCUGAUGCCCUACCUGCUGAUGCAGCUUUCCUCGAUGUGCACGUAUACAGACCAUGGUCUUUCGAACAAUUCUUCGAACAAGUCCCAGAGUCGGUGCGUAAGAUAGUCAUUGUGCAGCGUACGAACGGCGCAUUCGCGACCAAUGGGUUCGAACCUAUUUUGCUAGACUUCUUUGCAGACUUUAACACGCUGGUCGAAAGAGGCGUAGAUCAACUACUAGUGACCAACGUUGGUGAGCUACACGAUAUGUCUGUCGCAACUGCAAUCCAGAAAAUCGUUACUAAUGCACUUGCUGAAACACCUAAUAACACAUUAUUUAUUGGAAAAGCGUCCGAGACGGCGGCCACUGAACAGGCUAUCCAACUUCAAUCCUCUAUUAAGGGCGUUUUCUCUUUGGAGGAUGCUUAUUUAAAGGUUCUUCGGCAGUUAUUUGCCUCGAACCUCCAGAUUUUGAAUCAGUAUCAUCAUCCAGAUGUCAAUGCCACUAGCCCCGAAUACGGGUUCGGGUUGGCCUCCAAACAGGACAGCGAGAGACAGCGUCUGCGCGAUUUGGUUUCUGCUUCCCUGGAUGCUAGCGCUUAUCAGUCACCCGAAGGUGCUCGUAUUGUGGAGCUUUUGUCUAAAUGGCUUCGCUUGAGUGAAAAUCAACAGAUUGGAACCUCUCUGGAAGAUGCCAACCGCACCGCUACCGAGGUAUUUGAAAUUUUGGAGCAGAACCAGGAUUCUAGUGUAGCUUUGAAACUUUUGAAAGCUGCUCCAACCGUGGAAAGCUUUAAAUUCGCCUCGAAAUGGCUCAUUGGAUCCGACGCCUGGUCUUAUGACUUAGGUAACUCGGGUGUCCACCACGUUCUCUCUUCUCAACAGGACAUCAACAUGCUCAUUAUCGAUUCGGAGCCGUAUGAAAAUGUCAAGAACUCCAAAUCUAAGCUCAGGAAGAAAGAUGUUGGCCUUUACGCUUUGAAUUUCGGAAACGCUUACGUUGCAUCGGUGGCUGUAUACUCUUCUUACACGCAGUUGCUAACGGCUUUAAUUGAAGCCUCCAAAUUCGCGGGCCCCUCUAUCGUUUUAGCAUAUUUGCCAUACUCGUCCGAGCGCGACACUCCUUUAGACAUAUUGAAGCAGACCAAGAAUGGUGUGGAGUCUGGUUACUGGCCACUCUACCGCUACAAUCCCAGAGAGGAAAAUCCAGAUGAAGCUUUCAAAUUGGAGUCUUCAGUUAUUCGCAGACAGCUUCAAGAAUUUUUGGACAGAGAGAACAAGUUAAGUCUCCUAACUCGGAAAAGCCCCGAGCUCGCUAGAAAUUUGAAACAUGGUGCAAGUGGUGGAAUUGAAGCUAAACAACUGAGAAGAGCAAACGCUGCGUACGAGCAGUUACUCGAAGGUUUGUCUGGACCUCCUUUGCACGUUUACUACGCCUCAGACGGUGGGAACGCUGCAAACCUGGCCAAAAGGCUAGGGUCUAGAGCUUCUGCUAGAGGAUUAAAGGCUACAGUCCUGUCCAUGGAUGAUAUAGAUUUUGAGACUUUUCAAGACGAGCAAAACGUCGUUUUCGUAACGUCAACUGCUGGUCAGGGUGAAUUCCCACAGGAUGGUAAGGCUUUUUGGGAUCAGCUCAAGGCUUCUUUGGAUUUAGAUUUGGCCACUCUCAAUUUCUCUGUUUUUGGGUUAGGUGAUUCUCUAUACUGGCCUCGCAAAGAAGACAAGCAUUACUACAAUAAACCAAGCGCGGAUCUUUUCAAAAAACUGGAGCUUUUGUCCGCCAAGCCACUAGCUCCGUUAGGUCUGGGUGACGAUCAGGAUGCUGACGGUUACCAAACUGCUUACAGUGAGUGGGAACCAAAAAUAUGGGAGGCGCUUGGCGUGUCUGGUGCCGCUGUCCCAGACGAACCUAAGCCAAUCACCAACGAAGACAUGAAGAUAGGCUCCAAUUUCUUGCGUGGUAACAUCGCAGAGGCUUUAGUUGAUGACUCUACUGGUGCCAUUUCUGCCACUGACCAACAACUGACCAAAUUUCAUGGGAUAUACAUGCAAGAUGAUCGUGAUAUCAGAGAUACUCGGAAGGCUCAAGGUUUAGAGCCUUACUAUAUCUUCAUGAGUAGAGUAAGACUUCCCGGUGGUAAAGCUUCUCCCGAACAAUGGCUUAUUCUUGACAAGUUGUCCGAUAAGACAGGUAACGGUACCAUAAAAAUCACGACCAGAGCUACUUUCCAGCUGCACGGUGUUGUGAAAAAGAAUUUAAAGCACACAAUAAGAGCCAUGAACUCGACCCUCAUGGAUACUGUUGCUGCUUGUGGUGACGUCAACAGAAACGUCAUGGUGUCUGCUCUUCCUGCAAAUGCAAAGGUUCAUAAGCAAGCUUCUGAUAUUGCGGCGAGAAUCUCGGAGUAUCUUCUACCGCAAACAACGGCAUAUCACGAAAUUUGGCUGGAGGGUGCCGAUAAAGAGGACGACGACCCUAACUGGCCUUCUAUUUUUGAAAACAGAAAGGAAGGUCCUACCAAGAAGAAGACCCUGGUCAGCGGCAAUGCUCUCGUUGACGUUGAGCCAUUAUACGGUCCUACUUACUUGCCUAGAAAGUUCAAGAUCAACAUGGCUGUGCCCCCUUUCAAUGAUGUUGAUGUGUGGUCGAUCGACGUUGGUUUGAUCGCCAUUGUCGAUGAAAGCACUCAGACAAUCAAGGGUUUCAACUUGUACGUUGGAGGUGGUAUGGGUUGUACUCAUAACAACAAGAAAACGUAUCCAAGAACCGGUUCUUCUUUGGGUUUCGUAAGCGCAGACGAAGUUCACAUCGCUAUUGAAAACGUAAUGAUUGUUCAAAGAGACAAUGGUGAUCGUGCGAAUCGUAAGCACGCUCGUCUGAAGUAUACUGUUGAUGACUUGGGCGUCGAUGUUUACAGACAGAAAACGGAAGAACUCUGGGGUAAGAAGUUCGGUCCUGAACAACCUUACGAAAUCAAAUCUAACAUCGAUUACUUUGGAUGGGUUAAAGACGAGACGGGGAAGAACCACUUCACAAUUUUCAUCGAAAAUGGUAGAGUGGAGGACACACCCGAUUUGCCUCAAAAAGCUGGUCUUAGAAAGAUUGCACAAUACAUGCAAGAAACGAAGAGCGGUCACUUCCGUUUGACCGGUAAUCAACACGUUGUGAUCAGCGACAUCACCGAUGAGCAUUUGGCUGCGGUCAAAUCUCUCUUGAACAAGUAUAAGCUCGACAACACUAACUUCAGUGGAUUGAGGCUUUCAUCUGCGGCCUGUGUUGCUUUACCUACUUGUGGUCUUGCGAUGGCCGAAUCUGAGCGUUACUUGCCUGUUCUUAUCACGAAGUUGGAAGACAUUUUGGAACAGUACGGGCUGCGUCACGACUCGAUCGUGAUGAGAAUGACCGGUUGUCCAAACGGUUGUUCGCGUCCAUGGUUGGCUGAAAUAGCCUGCAUCGGUAAAGCCCCUGGCACCUACAACUUAAUGCUGGGAGGUGGUUAUCAUGGGCAGAGACUCAACAAAUUGUACAAGGCUUCUAUCAAGGAAGACGAGAUCAUUGCGAUCUUGAAGCCAUUGUUCAAGAACUGGUCUCUACACAGACUUGAUGGUGAGCAUUUUGGUGACUUCCUAAUCAGGACUGAGGUCAUCAAGCCAACAUUGGAAGGUAAGUACUUCCACGAUGACGUUUCUGAGGACGCUUUGUAA
This is a messenger RNA of Lachancea lanzarotensis, 4416 nucleotides long. It is a transcript of the gene MET5, whose product is annotated as LALA0S02e04126g1_1. The record is from RefSeq and is a predicted model, not a curated record. NCBI's taxonomy places the organism in Eukaryota, Fungi, Ascomycota, Saccharomycetes, Saccharomycetales, Saccharomycetaceae. Gene Ontology annotation, biological process: sulfate assimilation. Gene Ontology annotation, molecular function: sulfite reductase (ferredoxin) activity; heme binding; FMN binding. The transcript has a single exon. Bases 1 to 4416 code for a protein of 1471 amino acids. Gene Ontology annotation, cellular component: sulfite reductase complex (NADPH).